Cucurbitaria berberidis CBS 394.84 is the source of this 1026-nucleotide messenger RNA. RefSeq lists its product as uncharacterized. The transcript has 3 exons. Lineage: Eukaryota; Fungi; Ascomycota; Dothideomycetes; Pleosporales; Cucurbitariaceae. Bases 1 to 1026 code for a protein of 341 amino acids. The record is from RefSeq and is a predicted model, not a curated record.
AUGGCGCUUCUUUCAGCCGAUCACCUGGCUGGACCAGGGUACAUCAUUCUCAAUGUGCUCCGCGGCCUCAAUAUCAUUGCACUUGCUUCCGUGGUUGCGAGCAGCAUUGUUAUGCUUGUCAAGACAUUCAUUGUUUCCAAGUUUUUCUUCUUCGAUGCUACGAGCCAUGUUAUUACCGCCAUUGUGGGCUUGUUCCUCAUCGUCUCUGAAUGCUCACUUUUCCGCGGCUUCUUCGCCCGCAAUUGGCCUCUCCUCAGUCCCGCCCAUGGCUUCGUCACCUUGGGUUGCGCUAUGAUGGUCAUCGGGCUCAACAUGCUCGGCAACAUGAACAAGCAAGCUACAAGCCAGCAGUCGCUAAGCAUGCCUUUCUGGCGACUGCUCGUUGCUUCAGGUAUUUUGUCCAUCGUCAUUGGCUUCUUCAACGUCGUUGCUAGCUUCGUCUUCCGUGACAAGUCCCGUAAUAUAACCGCCCGCCGUGUCCGCUCGCGCGGUGCCAUGACAUUGCAUGAGGAUAUCGAAAACGGCUCUUAUUACGACCCCAAGCAUAAAGCCUUCACCAUCAGCACCCACCACACAGGCAGCAGCUCCAGCCGCAACAACUUCAACGGCGGCACACCACCUAUGCGCCAGGGUACACCGCCAGUAGACUGUGGCUCACCUCAGGUCGCUUCGCCUAAUAAAGAAGGCAAUAAUCUCAGCCAAUUCAACUUCGCUAGCCCAAUCCGCGAACGCUUCCGGAACGCGCGACAGUCUUUCCUGCCCUCCUACCAUAGCACCUCGCCCGCUAAGCCCUCGUUCUUCUCACACCGUCCAUCGAGCUCAAUCUACUCGAGGACCACGUCCGGCGAGCCGCAGAAGAAGAAGUUCUGGCAACGACAGCGUGAAGAGCAAGAAGAAGAGGCUGCGCACAUGCCUGAGAUCUCGUACCCACUCAACGUCAACCCGCAGUUUGCGCACCUCGUCAAGCCAAACCUUGCGCAUCAUCCGAGCGUGAGGAGGCCAGAGGCAGAUUACGACAAGAUUUAA